AUGAAUGAGAAGAAGAGCCAUAUGACAAGGGUAAUAAAGAAGAGACGACUAGCUGUUGUUAUUUUUGUACUGGACAUGAUACUAAUCGUGUAUAUGCUUCAAAUGAAAGAAAGGUGCCUGGAAAAAACGGCGUGUGUUGGUGAGCUCGAGUGGAGAGACUACAAGGAUUUGCUGGUGAGCGGGAUAGAGGUGUUUAGCUCGAUUGAAUUUCUUAAAAGUAUUGAGACGCGAGGAAUAAUCAAAAGACAAGAUGACGUAGAUGAGAAUUGUGUAGCAAGGAUUCUGAAGCAGGUGAUGGUUGAGAUAAGAGUUAUUGCUUAUUCAAGCGAGAUUUAUUUUGACAACACGUAUAGGAAUGGCAAGCUUGUGAUGGAUGAUGGGAGUUGUAGACGUCAAAGGGGAUAUAUUGAAGACCUUGCCAGUGAGUUUAUGGAUAAAUUUAAUAGUGGCGAUGUUGAAUAUCCGACAGAUAUUACAAUUGCGAAGAAAUAUGUGCAGGAUCUGAAGAAGUUUAUGGCCGAAGAGAUGCCUGAAUACGACUGCAAGCAGAAGGUUACGAUGCCUAGUAAGAUGUUUCCAGUAACUGAGAUAUCCCUGUAUAAUUAUAUUCUACUGGUUCUGCUGGAUAUUCGAAGAAUGAUAGUGAAUGACUAUAAAGACAUAAGCAUGUGGUUGAAAGAGCUAGAGCUAGAAGACGAUGUUGAGCAUAACCUGAACACAUUCAGGAUUAUGAUAAUGGCAUUUAAGUGGCAAUUCUUCAUCGAUGAAAGUAUGUAUUACAAAUGCCAAACAUGCACGGAUAAUAAUGGCUCACGAGUAAUUGAUUCUAUGUUGAAUUUACCGUGCGGCCAUAUUAUAUGCAGGCGCUGCCUUAAAGAUAAUUGUGUUUAUAACAACAAAAAAGAAUGUAUAUUGUGCAAUUGCAUGAUAUCAGAGUUUGAAUAUGAUUAUGCAUUCAAUGCAGAGGACAUUGAUGACUAA
Ordospora pajunii is the source of this 981-nucleotide messenger RNA. RefSeq lists its product as uncharacterized. NCBI's taxonomy places the organism in Eukaryota, Fungi, Microsporidia, Ordosporidae. The record is from RefSeq and is a predicted model, not a curated record. Bases 1 to 981 code for a protein of 326 amino acids. The transcript has a single exon.